Molecule: messenger RNA, 1683 nt
Organism: Rhododendron vialii
Lineage: Eukaryota; Viridiplantae; Streptophyta; Magnoliopsida; Ericales; Ericaceae
Product: jasmonate-induced oxygenase 2-like
Exons: 3
Coding region: 449-1507 (352 amino acids)
Molecular function (GO): dioxygenase activity
Source: RefSeq, a predicted model, not a curated record
UGCUUCUUCCUUCAAGCCAAUCCACGCAUGGGCAGCUAGUCACAUCCCCCAAUUUUAUUAAGUUUAAUAUUUCAACAAAAAGGUGCUUGCAAUUCAGCAUUAAAACGUCCUAAUAAUCGCAGUUGGGAUACCGAACUUGAGAAGCUUUGAUGUUAAAAAUGUUGAACUUGGUCAUUUUAAGUUACCAGGUUAAGAGACGUUUUGGUUUUGAUUGAUAGAUAGGUGAGAAAAUUGGGAAAUUUUGGGUGGUUGAGUUUUCUUGAGGGAAAAAACAAAAACACAUCAUGCUCCAAAUCACACAGACUUUUUUACUAACCCCCCGAUUCUAAAAAACCUGUCCAGAUUCAAUGUCACAUCACAUACCUACCACAUCUUCCUAAUUUAUAUAUGUGCCCAAAAAUAUGUACUCCCCCUCCCAACACAUGUGGCUGCAACUCAACUCUCAACUAUGGGGGAGGUGGUUGAUUCAUCAGCAUUCAUCCAAUCCACUGAACACAGGCCCAAACCCACCAGCACUUUAGAAGCUGAAGGCAUCCCACUGAUUGAUCUCUCUGCUUUGAACUCUUCUAACUCAGACGCCAUCGCUAGCCUUGUAGCCGAGAUAGGUGACGCUUGCGAGAAGUGGGGGUUUUUCCAGGUGAUCAACCACGGAGUUCCGCUGGAAUGUCGCGAGAAAAUAGAAUCUGUUUCGAGGAAGUUCUUUGGUCAGUCGAUGGAAGACAAGAGCAGGGUGAGGAGAGAUGAGCUGAAUCCGAUGGGUUAUUAUGACGGUGAGCACACCAAGAACGUGAGGGACUGGAAAGAAGUAUUUGAUUUUGUCGUCGAAGUUCCGACUGUGAUACCGGCUUCUCCUGAACCCGGUGACAAAGAAUUAACGAUGCUGCACAAUCAAUGGCCUGAAUUCCCUCCUAACUUCAGGGAUGCAUGUGAAGAGUACACUAGAGAAACUGAAAAACUGUCUUACAAGUUGUUAGAACUCAUCUCCCUGAGCUUAGGUUUGCCUGAAAGUCGGUUCAACAAUUUCUUCAAAGACCAAACCAGCUUUCUGCGCCUCAACUACUAUCCGCGCUGCCCCAUUCCUCACCUAGCCCUUGGAGUCGGUCACCACAAGGAUGCCGGUGGCUUGACUGUCCUCGCUCAAGACGAUGUCGGAGGCCUGGAAGUAAAGCGAAAAACAGAUGGAGAAUGGAUCCGUGUUAAGCCCACCCCAGAUGCCUACAUUGUGAAUGUGGGUGAUAUCAUUCAGGUAUGGAGCAAUGACAAAUAUGAGAGUGUGGAGCACAGGGUGACAGUGAACUCUGAGAGGGAUAGGUUUUCCAUUCCAUUCUUCUUCAACCCAGCACAUUACACUGUGCUGGAGCCAGUGGCGGAACUUGUGAAUGAAGAAAACCCUGCCAAGUACAAGGCAUUCAACUGGGGAAAGUUUGUCAGUGCCAGAAACCUCAGUAAUUUCAAGAAGCUUCAUGUGGAAAACAUCCAAAUUUAUCAUUUCAGGAAAUCAGAGUAAUGCAUUGGAUAUAAUGUAGAAGCAAUAAGGGGCUGUUCUAGCUUUUCUUCGACAAUCCAUAGUGUGUGAAACUUUUGGAAGCAUGGGUAAGUUUGUAUCAGACAUUUUGGAGAAACUCGAAUGAUAUUCCUGUAAUGAAAUGUACAAUUGGUAAUAGCGUCUUUCUACUUAACCAA